UGUCAGUUGCCACCCAAGACGUGAUUCAACUCCAACAAUUACCAUUAUCUGUUCCCCGGUUUGACGAUACGGGACGAAUCUGUAAUGAUGACGAGUGUUUCCUUCGCUCAUUGUUGAGGCUUUUCUCUUUCUCCACACCUACCAUCUUUGUGUGACGGCACUCCAGCCAUUCAGGUACUCAGCGAGAGGAGGAGGACGCUUUAAAAGCGGAGCAGCCUUGUGUUUGCAGCUCGUUGGAGUGCUGUUUGUGUAAACACUGAGCCCAGCGCACACACAUCGGUUUCCGAGCUGCUGUUUGGACAGCGCGUAAAGUGGAGAGGAUCCGCUGCGUUUCUCCUCCUCCACCUCCUCCUCCUCAUCAUCCUCAUCCUUUGGAUAGACUCGCUUUGCUUGCUUGUUUUUAGUCUUUCGUAAUCCAAAACAAACCCGGACUGCACGCACGGGACGCGAUGGCCGCCCCGACCAAAUUCAGUUUUUCCGUCAGGAGCAUCCUGGAUUUGCCUGAGCAGGAUGCGGAGGCAGCGCCGCGGUCCUCCCCGCUUUACUCCUCCUCCUCCUGCUCCUCCAGCUCGCCGUACACCUCCUGGAUGGACUGCGACCGGAGUCCUUGCAUAUCUUCUGAUGAAGGGAGCCUCGAGGCCUCUCCCGACUCGACCAAACCGGACGACUCGUCCCUGGACCCGGAACACGACAAGAGCAAGAAGAGCAAGAAGCGCCGCGUCCUCUUCUCCAAAGCACAGACCCUGGAGCUGGAGAGGCGCUUCCGUCAGCAGCGCUACCUGUCCGGUCCGGAGAGGGAGCAGCUGGCCCGGCUCCUCAGCCUGACCCCGACCCAAGUGAAGAUCUGGUUCCAGAACCACCGCUACAAGAUGAAGAGAGGCCGGGCGGAAGGAGGGCUGCAGGACGUGGAGAUACCGCAGCCUCCGGUGCUGCGCAGGGUGGUUGUUCCGAUCCUGGUCCGGGAUGGGAAACCUUUUCACACCUGCUUACUUGACACGGAGAAGGCGUGCGGUUUACCUCCUUCUCCAGCUGUAGCCUUCCCCUUGGCCUGCCCGUCUCUUCAGCAUCCGUCAGCCGUCGCUCUUCCCCCAAGGUACCACCAGCACUUUCCCACCGCCGCGGCCUCCAGAUUCGCCUGGAGAGACUUUUGGAGCGACUCGGUCCACUUCAAUUCUCUCAAGUGAAGGCCUCCUUUCAAUGCACAAACUCAUUUAGAAUUGCAUCAAAUGUUUUCUGAAUGUUUUUGCAAAUUUUCCCAGCAACUUAAACAUUUAGACUUUUACUAUAGGACGAAGGAUAUUUUGCACAUUUUAUUUUGGUAUUUUUGCGUGUGUUUUGCGACUGUUUUUAAAAUGCUGAUAAUAUUUUCUCAUACAUGGGCUUACUGGUGUAGCCUGUAGAGUUUUAAUUAUCCGCUGAGAUAAUGUAUUUGUAUGUGAAGCUGUUUAAACAUAAUAUUUGUAUAAAUGAGAUCCCGUAGGCUUUAGGCUUUAGAGGAGGUAGCAGCAAAGCCACAACUGUGGUCGGAUGUUUGAAGGGAAAAAAAAUAAUAAUGUUAUUGGUCGUCUUUAAGGAGAUUGUC
Messenger RNA from Scatophagus argus, 1582 nucleotides. It is a transcript of the gene nkx2-9, whose product is annotated as NK2 transcription factor related, locus 9 (Drosophila). The coding region runs from base 450 to 1184 and encodes 244 amino acids. The record is from RefSeq and is a predicted model, not a curated record. Gene Ontology annotation, cellular component: nucleus. Gene Ontology annotation, biological process: regulation of transcription by RNA polymerase II; cell differentiation. The transcript is spliced from 2 exons. Gene Ontology annotation, molecular function: DNA-binding transcription factor activity, RNA polymerase II-specific; RNA polymerase II cis-regulatory region sequence-specific DNA binding. Lineage: Eukaryota; Metazoa; Chordata; Actinopteri; Scatophagidae.